This is a messenger RNA of Macadamia integrifolia, 475 nucleotides long. Its product is annotated as CLAVATA3/ESR (CLE)-related protein 46. Lineage: Eukaryota; Viridiplantae; Streptophyta; Magnoliopsida; Proteales; Proteaceae. The coding region runs from base 15 to 287 and encodes 90 amino acids. The transcript is spliced from 3 exons. The record is from RefSeq and is a predicted model, not a curated record.
AGCUACUGGGUAAGAUGAAGGGCAGACAAAUCUUGACCCAUCUUUUAUUGGGAUUCAUCCUCCUUGCAGUUGCAGCAUCAUACUCCCAUUUCUCCAAUUCUAUCAUGGUUCAAGCUGUAGAAUCAGCUGCAUUCCGGCUUGGACGUCCACAACUCGGAUCCCCCUCAGCCUCUGGAUCGACAUUGUCUGCUUGGACCACCAGAAAUACGAUCGAAGAGAGGAAGGCUAGUAAAGUCCCAUCUGGACCAAGCCCUAUUGGAAACCGGCACCCACCGACUAAGCCAUGAAUGCAUGAACCAUGCUUCUUCCACCUCGCAAUUAGAAAAGAAUGUAGUAGAUGUCCUUGUAGCUGAAGAAGGUGAUAUAUUUUUGAAUUUGGAUGAUUUUGAUGUCUAUAUAGUACUCUGUUGUAGCGGGAUGGGAUUUAUUUGCUGAUUCAGAUUCAAUACACCAUCAGAUGAUAAAUGCCUGAUCA